GAGUCAACUACUCAUGUUUCUGGAUAGGCUCUACGGUAUCCCAAGUUGUGGCCGACUUCGUCUUACAGCCGAGGCAGCAGAGGGCUUCAAAAUCCCGGAAAUUUCUGUUACCGCAGGUCAGUCAUGCAAGGCUUGCUUCACAUUCCACAGUUUAUGGAAUGGCUCAAGCAGCACAACACCCCGGCUAUUCCGUGCUCCAUUGAGGUGAUAAUCCCCCGAGCGACCACGGGAGCUGGGUCAGGGGUUGAAUGCCCGGUAUGCACGCUCCAAACUCUUGCGAGAGAGUACUGGGAAGGCAAUCCCAUCGGUGGCAUCCUCGGCCGUUUUGACCGGGGUGUCUGGAACCUUGCACGCCACCCAAUUUACUCUCUCGAUUUCUUAAGAUUCAUUCGUGUAGGAACCAUCUUUCGUCCCCGUCUAUUAGGUGAGGCUGGCCAAGAAGACGCAGAAGAAUUUCUUCGUUGGCUUUUGCAUAGGAUCAUUCAAAACUCCACCACUAACCUAACAUGGCCCGACGAAUAUGAAGCCCUGUUUGCAACAAACGUUCGAAGAGACGCGACGUGUAGCGAAUGUGGCACUCGGCGUACUACCGCACCUAGCAUAGAUGAGGGCCCCAUUCUCAGCAUGGCGAUCACAGCUAGACCAUCCACUCUUCAAAGAUGCAUUAGAGAAUAUUUCCAACCUCAAGCACCGGUAUCCAUCCAGUGCACCGAUCCAAGAUGCAAUAACAAUAUGGAUCACACCGAAGUCGUGUCGAUUAUAUCUGCGCCAGAGAUCUUGAUCAUCCAGUUAAUACGAUCACGGUUUUCGGCGCUGACAGGAAACAUGUUCAAAGUUCGCACCCCGGUUGCGGCAGAUCAGCGUUUAGACCUGACCGCUUAUCAAGAGAAUACGAACAUGCCUUUGGUCUACAGCCUUUCAAGCGUAGUUUCGCAUGCUGGAGAGGACCUACAAGGAGGUCACUAUAUCGCACACACUACCGGUCCGCCACCUAAUCGCGCUAUCUCGGCGAUUUCGGAUUUUCACUGCCUUCCGAGUGAUACUGCUACGCUUCGACAAGAUGACAAGACGCAUCGUUUCCCUGGGCGAGAACAGGAGAGGUUCCAGAAUUAUAUCUUGUUCUAUACUCGAACUUCCAAUACUGGUGUAUAUGCUGAGUCUGCGGUUCCGGUAAAACGAACGACGAGGGGAGUGAAGGGAGGGAGAAUCGGUAAAAAGCGAAGUAAAGGCAAAGCGUAAGUUAACGUAAGUAAAUGUGCAUCCCUGGGUCCCGAGACGCACCCCAUCACGAGACGGAAUUUUACUUUAGGCCUCUUUAUAGUCUCUCUCGCAUGUAUCCUAAAGCGAUAUCAGCAUCAGCGUCACGAUUUCGUACCUGUAGUCGCAGCUCUUUGUCGGAGUGUGACAACAUUUCGUUGUCUCCGUCAUGCGCUAGUCUCAGACAGCCGCGGCGUGACUCCGCGAGGCACAAUGAGUUCCAUGAAUGUCAUCAAAGAGCUGAAGAUACCACAGUGUUCAGUCACGUGAUUAGACUUAAUGAAUCUUGCUACCAAUACUACGUCAC
Mytilinidion resinicola is the source of this 1564-nucleotide messenger RNA. Its product is annotated as cysteine proteinase. Gene Ontology annotation, cellular component: nucleus; cytosol. Gene Ontology annotation, molecular function: cysteine-type deubiquitinase activity; cysteine-type endopeptidase activity. Gene Ontology annotation, biological process: protein deubiquitination. The record is from RefSeq and is a predicted model, not a curated record. NCBI's taxonomy places the organism in Eukaryota, Fungi, Ascomycota, Dothideomycetes, Mytilinidiales, Mytilinidiaceae. Bases 124 to 1239 code for a protein of 371 amino acids. The transcript is spliced from 2 exons.